ACUUGAUACCGAAAGAUUGUUUUUUUGUGUUUUGUGGUUCAGUGUAAUCUUUUUUGAUAUGAAGUACUUGAGUUGAUUUGGGAAAACCGAAUAGAUGUAUUAAUGAAUUGAAUUUAACAUUAUUUUUUCACAACACAAAUGAAAUACAUAGAACUGCGAUAUCUCAUAUAUCAUGUACAGUUCUUCAUAAUUUGAAAGAUUAAAUAAGAUGGCUUUCAGAAUGCACAAAUGGCCGGCGUUAAACAAACAGUUUUUGAUAGCCCUUUUUACGGGCUUAAUUGCAGGAUUUUUAACAGCUUACCUUGUUAUGACACCUAAGAUUUUAACCACUCUUACCGAUCCUCACACAAGCAGUGAAAUGGAAUUUAUGUUUGGACCGACUAUAGAUCCUGGCACUCACUCAGAUAAUGAAGAAUUUCAUAUGAUGGAAGAUGCCACUGUAGCUAAUAAAUUAUAUGAAGAAGUUAAAAUUUUGUGCUGGAUUAUGACGGGGCCAAAAAAUCAUGAGAAACGAGCAAAGCAUGUGAAGAAAACAUGGGGAAAACGAUGCAACAUAUUAUUAUUUAUGAGUUCUGUCCAGGAUGAUUCUCUACCAUCAGUGGCAUUACCAGUAGGUGAAGGCCGUAAUAACCUGUGGCUGAAAACAAAAGAGGCAUUCAAAUACGUUUACAAACACUACUAUGAUAAAGCUGACUGGUUUUUGAAGGCAGAUGAUGAUACUUAUAUGAUAUUGGAAAACCUAAGGUAUAUGUUAUUACCUCACAAACCCAGUGAACCCGUAUAUUUUGGGUGUAAAUUCAAACCUUAUGUGAAACAAGGAUACAUGAGUGGUGGAGCAGGAUAUGUUUUGAGUACGGAGGCUUUAAGAAGAUUUGCUGAGAUUGGUUUGGUAAAUUCAACAGUCUGUUCAAAGGAUAGCCAUGAUUCCGAAGAUGUUGAGAUGGGUAAAUGCAUGGAAGCUUUGCAUGUGGCAGCUGGUGAUACACGAGAUUCCUUGGGUAGAGGAAGAUUUUUUCCAUUUGUACCAGAACACCACUUGAUACCAGGACAUGUUUCAAAAAAUUUUUGGUACUGGCAGUAUAUUUAUUAUGAGAGCAAGGAGGGAAUGGGUUGCUGUUCUGAUAAUGCUGUUUCAUUUCAUUAUGUCAGUCCAAAUCAAAUGUAUGUUUUGGAGUAUCUUAUAUAUCAUCUAAGACCAUAUGGUAUUUCGUUCCAUGUUGAAAUGCCACCUGAACUGACAGAUGAACCUCCUUCAGUCAAAUAUGAAAAACAAGUCAGUACUACUACAUAGAGAUCAAUCCAUAGAAUGAAAGUUGUGCCAGCUGUUGGAGCAACCAGAAUGAACAAAUCUAGUCCAUAUUACAAUAUAAACACAAGAAAUGAUCUUUUGGCAAAAAAUUUCCUGUCUAGUUAGUAUUCAAAGACUGUCUUGUGUAUUCUCUGAUAAUUUUUUGAAAUGCAGAUAUUCAAAUAUCUGAUAAUUGUUAUUUUUGUGAUAUUGAUUUAAUUAUUGUCCAUAGAACUUGUCAAGUACAAGAAAUUAGGGAAGUUUUCUCAUGAUCAAAUACAUAAUUUAGAUUGAAAAUUAUGUAUGUGGCAUUAGAAUUGAAAUAGUUGAUUCAAUUUUGAAUCAUCGAAGUAUUUGUCCUGUUAGGUGUACCAUACAAUGAAAACAUCUAAGGGAUUUCAUAAAUAAUCAGUAUUCAGAUAUUGUAAAUUUUAUGUUCAAUAAUAUAAGACAAGUUGGGGCAAGUGUAUGUUAUAGUUUGCAAACUUCAACCAGACUUCAAAAACAGUCCUAAUACUUGGUUAAUAUUCAUUUAUGUUCAAGAUACCUCUGAAUCCCUUAUUUUCAACUGUAUAGCUGUUUCUUAACUUUGAAAAAAUCGCAUUAUGAAAAAGGUUUUUCAGGUGUGAGUUGGUAUAUAGUUCUAAACUCGGCCACUACAUUUCAUCCAGCUCUUUACUUCAAGAACAAAAUUCAUCACCAACUUAUGCACUUGCCCCAUUUUCGCCCUUGUCCCGAGGUACCUUUGAAUUAGCUAGGUUAGGAUCAAAUAAGAUAUAAGUUUUUUUUUCCAUUGCGCCAUUGCAACAAAGUAUUUGUUAUUUUCAUGGAAGUUAUUUCUUAUAGUUUAAUCAUAUUUUAGUAUUGUUGCCAAACGUUUAUUCCAUUGCUGAGGAUGCAAUUCUUUUACAUGAAACAACUUGAGUUCAGGGUUUUUAUGAUUAUUUCAUGAUGAACAGUGAUUUCAAUACAUUGUGUUGAUUUUGAUAACACAGAAUAUUGUUUUCUUUUCUAUGAUUAAUAACUGUGCCUAUAUGCUUUAUCCUGAACUGUAUCAUUAAUCUUAUCACCAAGUAUAUUACACUUUUUUUUCUCGAUGAAUUAGACAAUUUUUCUAGGCCACAUUUGUUUAUCCAUGAUUAUAAUUUGAUUUUUAAAGUAAUUGUGAAAUUUGAAAAAUUAUUAUAUUGGUUAAAGGUCAAUGACAAUACUAACCAAAUUAUUUUUCGAAGAAGUAUCUUUAAAUUCUAAGCUUUCAACCAACUUAUAGAUGGAAAUCUCAAUUGACUUGUUUGAGAAACUUCAUUUCUCAGUAAUCUUUAAAAUAAUUAUCUCAUUUUGUAAAAAACUAGUAAUAUUUUGGUUUACAAAGGUUUUUUUGGCACAUUUUUAUGAUUUCAUUGCUUUCUUUCAGACUGCAGGUACAAAUAUUUACGUGAAUUCACAAUCUUUUCUUAAAUAUUCAAGUUUAUCAAUACGAAUAUGGCAUAUUUAUUAGGUAUUUCAUAGAUUGUGUUUUUCAACGCUAUUGUUAUUCUGAAAGGUUAAGAUAAAUGUGAUAUUGUAAGUAGAAAAUGGUUUUUAUGUCUCUUCUGAAAAUUGAUAAUUAAGUUUGUUUUAAAGAAUUAUAAAUAUCUCAACAGGUUUGCAAACUCUUUACUUCGUAACUAAAAACUAUAAUAUAUGAGGUGAAAAUUAUUCAAAAUUUAAUAUCUUGUACAGUUUACAAACUUGAUUUCAUUCAGAUGAAUACUGGAUACCACCACAAUUUAUUUCAAAAUAUAUGUGCUUCUUCAUUUCAUAAACAACUAUUUUUUUCAAUUCUGGAAAAUAGUUAUUCACAAUAUGAAACUUAUCAUUUAUGAAUCUUACAUCUUUCACACUUAUUGAGAAUACAAUAGUGUUCGCCCAUAAAAAUCCAGAAUGUUUAUUCUCGAGCAGUUGAUACCAGGUGAAUAUUGUAUAGAUUAGCUGAUAAAUUGUGGACAUAUACACACGAACCACUGGUGCGUCAUUUGAAUACCUGUUAUGUAAUUAAUGGCACACUAAAGCUUUGUACAAGCACAUAGGGUUGCUUCUUCAGAGCUCAAAAAUUGAAUGAGAAUUGUAAAUAGAAAACAUUUGUAUUUAAUAAAAACAAUACUAGUCAUCUCAAUAAAUACUUAGAAUAAAAA
Molecule: messenger RNA, 3462 nt
Organism: Leptinotarsa decemlineata (Colorado potato beetle)
Lineage: Eukaryota; Metazoa; Arthropoda; Insecta; Coleoptera; Chrysomelidae
Product: glycoprotein-N-acetylgalactosamine 3-beta-galactosyltransferase 1
Cellular component (GO): membrane
Molecular function (GO): N-acetylgalactosaminide beta-1,3-galactosyltransferase activity
Source: RefSeq, a predicted model, not a curated record